Molecule: messenger RNA, 1074 nt
Organism: Parascedosporium putredinis
Lineage: Eukaryota; Fungi; Ascomycota; Sordariomycetes; Microascales; Microascaceae
Source: the annotation of a GenBank genome assembly
AUGGCUCAACCACAACAGCAAAACUCGUCGCAGAACAAGGAUGCCUCAGCUGCCCGUAAGAGACGGAGGCGCGCACCGGCCGGUGGUGCCGCGGACGACUGCUUCUCGUGUGCUAAGAAGAAUCUCAAGUGUGACCGGAGCCGGCCCUACUGUUCUCAAUGCCUUGAGACUGGCCAAGAGUGCUCCGGAUACAAGACCCAGCUCACAUGGGGCGUGGGCGUCGCCAGCCGUGGAAAGCUACGCGGGCUAUCACUCCCCGUUGCCAAAUCCGCGCCAGUCACCGGCGGAACCCAGAAGAAGUCGCCCCCAGCCAGCGCUCUCUACCACUGCGACUACUUGACGGUUUCCUCUCCCGACAACCUCAGCUCAUCGCCAGCAAUCCAGGGCCACUGGGAUCAGAUGCAGUUCCCUGGGACUCUAUCUAUCCCGGAAGACCACGACUACCAGAAAAUGAACGCCCACCUCGGCUCCCUUGCCAUGACUCCGGACCAGCGCCUUUCGCCCUCCCUUGACUCCACCAGCGACGGCUACCUUUCGCCCAUGGCCCACUCCUUCUCGCGAGUGGACGAAGUCCCCUAUGUUCAUAGCCCCAACGUAAUGUACGAUGGCUGCACCAACCAGAGCUCGCCGGUGGCCCGCAGCCCGCUCCCGAUUGUCAUGAUGGAUCAGUCUCUGCCCACGUCCUGCCCCAGCCUGGUGUACGAUACCUCGGAUCAUUCCUCGAGCUUCCCACCGCACACGGACUCGUUCGAGGCUCAGCUGAGCCGAAGACUGAUGCGGGAGUGUGACAAUCUGAGUAAGGCGAAUAUGAUCUCCGAUCUGGGGCCCUGCCACUUCCAAAGUCUGAGCAGCAACGACCCUAACACGAUGGCGUUUCAGGCGUACCAGAACUCGACGCACUCAGUUCAAGCUGCGGCUCGACAACAGGCCCAGUUUGGUCAUCACGCGCACCACGGCCACAGCCGCCACGUCCUCCACCCGCAACAGCACUCCCAGAUCGGCCGGACGGUGCCGCGCCACGAGCCGCUGGUGGUUGGGCAUCAUCCGUACACGAACCAUGCAAUGUACAUGUAA